AUGCUACGGGAGCUCGUCAGUAAUCAUAAAGGCAUCCAAGUUACCCCUCCUCUUCUUCUUCAACUUGUAGCGGAAAAGACAAAGGCCAUCACACCACCUCAAAGCCCAAUGCACGAAGGUCAUAGUAGUGAAGACGAACGAGAUAGCUAUGGGCAUACCAGAACCAUAAGCAAUGAAUCGACGGGGACAUCUUAUCGUCCAAGUCCUCAUAGUCGUCCACCUUCUCGAGGCCCAACGACUCCUGGGAUAAAGUCACCUCUGGAUUCCGACCGACGACAACGGUCUACCCCACUCAACACUGCCCCUUCAAGCUGGGCAAAGCGUCCCACGCCUGCAGGCCGCAGAAAAAGUGAUGCUGGAAAUCGUAGUGAUUCAGAGUCGGGCCCGCCAGUGGCAUGGGGUCGAACGCCUCGCGACAGGGCCAGGACACCUUCUAACCCCGCUUCGCCUUCCAGUGGUCAGAUGGAACUGAAUUUUUCUCCUGGCUCGCCCGUUGGACGUCGAUCACGCCCACAUUCUCGUGCCCAUUCUCAACCACAAAAUGCCUACGCCACAGGACUUUUUGACGGCUACUCCUCUCCGGAUGACACUGUCAAACGUCCUCCGCACUAUGGUUUCGAUUACAAUGAUUCCUUUGACAAUGCCAUAUCGACUCUCCCAAUGCCUCGUUCAGGAGAUGAUUCAGAUGAGGAUGACAUCGAUGCAGGUCUGGUUCACGACCGCUCUAUCGCCCUUUCCACAGUGUCCAUGGAAGUUAGCGAACGGAUAGAAGCUUUAACGAGGACGAAUGACCAGCUUGGCCGUAAAGUUGUUGAGCUCGAGACAACUCUGCAAAACAAGCUUGCCGAGCAUGAGCUGGAACUGGAAGAGACACACCAGCGUCUGGAGGAAUUGCGGAGCGAGUUAAGUGCUUCCAAUCGAGAGGAGAAAGAAUUAAGGGCAAAAGAUUCGCGAAACAUGACCCAAAUUGCUGCCCUUGAAGCCGAAGUCGCCAAAGUGCAAAAAGCUUUGGAUAGCGCAAAAGCAACAUACAGUAGUCUGCAACGCCAAUAUCAGGAGCAAUGCGCUGCCUCUGAAAGAUACCGCGACGAAUUGAGGAAGAGGGAAGAAACCAUCCGUUCUUUGAAAGACGCCGUCUCACUGCACGAAAUCGAAACCGGAAAAUGGAUAAAGGAGCAUGAAACCUAUGAGGAUCGCAUCGCACAGCUUGAGAUCGAGCUAUCUGCUGCUCUCGAAGCUCAUACCCAACUCGAUGAGCAAAAGCAGGAAAAUAUGCUCCUGAAGGAGACCAUUGACAGGAUGCGGUUUGAUAUGGAUGAAUUGCGGAAUUCUAUGUCAUCUAUUGGGCCUAGUGGUAGCAACGUGCCUAGUGGACCUAGCACCAUGUCGAAGAGCCUUGGUGCGGAACUUGCCAACAUUAAAUGGAGUAUGGACCCGGAAGAAUCUCCAGAGCCAGAAGAUUACCACAGCGGGGAGAAUACCGUCGUAGAAGAAGAAGAAACGGAAGAAGACGAGGAUGAAGAUGUCAUCCAGACGAUCAUCACAAAGAGGAAAAGAAAGGUUGCAAGUCGUGCUGCGAACAUAGUUCCCUCGAUGAGGCCUACUUUCGAAGAAAUGAAAGAAUAUUCUGAUUUUGGAACUCAAUAUGACCCUACAGAGUUUGCUGUCAAUCAUGGCGUUCAAACGGAACCGGAAAGGAAACCCCUCAAAGCAUCGUUCAGCAUUCAAACGGACGAAAUACCCGCUCCCAAACCCGCUCCUGUUCCUCCGCCUCGAAUAACCGUCGAAAUGGAAAUUCAAACCGAGGAAGCAACUGAAGAACCUUCAAGGUCACCAUCGCCUUCUCACGACGAGAGCAUGGCCUCCUCAUCCUCCACCAUCGUCCCGCCUACGCCCAAACCCACUACCAAACCUCUCGACCAUCUCGACGAACCACCCGCGUAUAAUCAAGUCGCAGAUGCGGACAAAGAGGAACGAAAAUGGCGGUUGGCUGCUGAAGCUACGCUGAAAGAAUGGCACCACGGUGCAAAGAUACCCUUCGAGCCCAUCCCAGGUGGCGUAUCGCCCGAGGCCAUCGAGGAGUGGAAGGCGCUCAAGCAAGAGCUCGGUGUGGAGUGCAGCGUCAUUGACAAGAUGAUUGAAGCCUCCGAAAAGAAUGCUGCUCCUAAGGACCCAAAGCCGCGGCGCAACAGGUUCUACAACAUCUACAACACCUAUGUGUACGGCGACAAGAAUAUCUCUGCCGCUGCUCCUACUACCAGCCAGAUGAUCACAUACCUGGGUGUAGGCGCACUUGCUGUGCUUGCGGUGUCACCGUAUGUGAUGCCACAAGCCGCAAUUGCUGGUGGCGUCACGUAUGCGGAUAGGGCUGCGUGGAACAGCUUCAAUGCAAUGCCAGGUGAUACAGCUGAUGGGACCACGGCCGUGUUGGAGAUUAUUCGACGUCUCACUGGCGGAGCUGCGAGAUACGCACGAGGAUGGCCGACAUAA
This is a messenger RNA of Psilocybe cubensis, 2490 nucleotides long. RefSeq lists its product as uncharacterized. NCBI's taxonomy places the organism in Eukaryota, Fungi, Basidiomycota, Agaricomycetes, Agaricales, Agrocybaceae. The coding region runs from base 1 to 2490 and encodes 829 amino acids. The transcript has 5 exons. The record is from RefSeq and is a predicted model, not a curated record.